UCAUCAUCAUCAGCGACAGUCAGACAGACAAACCUGAACUCAGAAGCAGCCAAUCAGAGUCCAGCAUUUGUUGCCGUGACGAUGGCGAGCGGCCUCCUGAGGAUGAUGGGAAAUGUUUCUGUGUCCACUCUGACUCGUCCCAAAGACAUCCUGAGGGAGACGAAGAAGACGAUCUACAGCAAACCUCCCAGGAACAAGAUCGGAGCCACGCAAAGUUUCUUCGUCAUAUCGGUGUUUGCGGUGGCCAUGUUGACUCCGGCCGCCUGGAUCCUUCAUCACCUGCCUGAGUACCGCCAGAGGUCCCACCAGACGCCCAGACACUGACCUUCAUCCUCCUCAUCAUCAUCAUUGUCACCACUGACAGCUUCACCCAUCAACGCGUUAUAAACUAUAAUCAAUAAACGUAUCAGAUCAAUGUUUCACAUUUCAUCAUUAAUAUUAAUAA
Messenger RNA from Epinephelus lanceolatus (giant grouper), 445 nucleotides. RefSeq names its product cytochrome c oxidase subunit 8A, mitochondrial. Lineage: Eukaryota; Metazoa; Chordata; Actinopteri; Perciformes; Serranidae. Gene Ontology annotation, cellular component: mitochondrion; respiratory chain complex IV. Gene Ontology annotation, biological process: mitochondrial electron transport, cytochrome c to oxygen. The record is from RefSeq and is a predicted model, not a curated record.